CAGGGAGGGUACCACUAUCGAGAAGGCCCUCUGCCUGGUUCCCUGUUAUUUUGCUUCUUGCAGUGAGGGAACCAGCAGAAGACCCUUGGAGGAGCACCUCAGUGUCCAGGCUGAACAAUGGGGGUGGAGGCACUCCUUCAGGUAUACUGGGCCAAGGCUGUUUACUGUAAAUGAGUUUAGUAUCUCAUUUACACUUCUGCAAAUUUUUGUUCAAUUUUAUGAAAAAGUUUUCUAUCUGCAGUCAUGCUUGUAAUGGAUGUGACAUGAUUUGCACUUAGGUGUUUUGUUGAUGCUUUAUUAAAAAUCUCAGGUAAGUACAGGUAAGUGUAUUUUUUUCAUACAGCAGGAUUGAUAAAAUUUUCAAUGUGAACUGUUUGCAAAGGAAAUGAUUUCUAAUAAUUUAAAAAAUGCUUGUGUUUUCUAUAACAGAUGUGCAACUGUUACGUAACGGAUAUGACAAGCAAUAUACCAGUUUUCACCUUUUAUUAUUACUCAAGCAAUCAAUAUUCAUUGUAAAACAAGAGAUAAGUUAUCAUUAAACAAAAACUGAGUAAAAGUUGCAUUAAACACUGACAAAAAUAUGAACCAUAUUGUCUGAUGUAAGCUAACGAGUGAGGAAAUUUUUUAUUAUUUCAAAAUCAUUUAUCUUAAACAUGUAAUUACAUUUAUUUUAAACUUAGUGUGAAUGGAAGCAGUUCUGGUGGCCUUGGAUCAUCAUUUGAUGAACUACCAUCUUCAGAAGGGUCACUGUACAUAUGUUCAUUAGUCCUAGAUGUCUCGUUAAGUGUGAUGCUAACUUGUGGCACUUCAGCAUUUGCUGUUUUGCUAACCAGUAUAUGAUUUUCAUCGUAGGGUUGAAAGUGGUGGGAUGUUUGGAUGCCAGUCACGUUGGUGACAUUAUUCCACCUCUCAUCAAUAAAUGGUGUUGAACCUCUGAGAAAGCAGCCUCCGAAAUUCUGGGUCAGGCCUCGUUUUGAACCCAUACACUUUGUAGCUAGCAACACUCAAGAUGGAGGAAUGGAGCCACCUUCAGAGAACCAAGUGCAGGUGGCCAGUGAAAACAUCACAACCCAGCAAAUACAAAACUAUGCCGAUCGGGUUUUCAGCAGCUUCAACAUGCUGGAUGGGGGCACUCAUUGUUCCAGUUCAAUGGGUUUAGGUUAUGGAAGUAGCCAGGCUAGCCAGACACAAGCCAAAGUAGUUUCUAAAAGCAAAGACUCUUCUGGUAGUGGUGUUGCAGCGGUUUCGGUGGGGGCUUCUCUUCUCCAGGCCACCUCUGAAAUGUUUCCCAAGUCAGUUCUAACAGCCAAGCAGUGUUUCAUUAACAAACUUGUAAUGGCAGUCCAUAAGAGUCUUGCUAGCUUUGAUGUUAGCAGUGGGACAGACAAAAUUAACUACACUUACCUCUUGACACGGUCCAUACAGGCUUGCAAGACAAACCCUGAGUAUACUUAUUCUCCCUUGAAAGAUCUUUCCCCUGGGGAUUUUCCCAAAAACAAGAAGCUCCUAAAAGAUGGCUUUGCUUGUGAGGUGAGGUGCCAGAAUGUGUAUCUGACCACAGGGUAUGCUGGCAGCAAAAACGGAUCCAGGGACCGAGCAACGGAACUAGCAGUGAUGCUGCUGCAAAAGCCCGUGGAGGUUAAAGUUGCCCAGCGGAAGUUCAAGAACACCACCCAGGAGGAUUUAGUGCUGUGUGAGAGUGGCACAUCUCCCCUUGAAUUCCCGCCAGCUCUCAAGCAGCUAGAUGACUUUAUUGCUGCCAUGAAAGAAUGCACACCUGGGCAGCCAACCACCAACACACAGCAGGGUCCCAGUUCAACCAAACAUUGGACUAACUUUGUUCUCACAGAAAAUGCCAGUGAUGCCAUUGGGAUUCUGAACAAUUCAGCUUCCUUUAACAAAAUGACCAUUGAAUACAAAUAUGUCCUGAUGCCAAACCGCUUGUGGCACUGCAGUGUCUAUCUACAGGACCACUUUUUAGCUGAAGGGUAUGGCACAAAGAAAACCAGCAAGCAUGCUGCGGCAGACGAGGCACUGAAAAUUCUCCAGAAGACCCAGUCCAAUGCUGGGGUCACCAAAGCAGUCCAUGUUCAGAAAGUUGGUGAGGCUGCCCGAGAUUCUGCCAAGAAGAAGGAUCUGAAGGACCUUGUUGUAUAUGAGAACUCCAUGAACCCUGUGUGCACGCUGAAUGACACAGCUCAGUUCAACAAGAUGACUGUGGAGUACGUCUUUGAAAGGAUGACAGGGAUGCGGUGGAAGUGCAAGGUAUUGCUGGAAAAUGAAUUAAUAGCUGAAUCAAUUGGAGUCAAGAAAACUGUCAAGCAUGUUGCAGCUGAAGAGGCUGUCAAAAUCCUGAAGAAAACCCAGCCAACAGUUGUCAACAACCUGAAAAAAGGCACUAUUGAAGAUGUAAUCUCAAGGAAUGAGAUCUGUGGGCGAUCAGCAGAAGAAGCGUUGAAGCAGCAGAUCAAGGAAGAUAACAUUGGGAAUCAGAUUUUAAGGAAAAUGGGCUGGACGGGUGGCGGCUUGGGCAAAAGUGGAGAAGGGAUCCGGGAGCCGAUUGCUGUGAAGGAACAGUUCAAAAGGGAAGGGCUUGGGCUGGACAUUGAAAGGGAGUUGAAAAUCACAAAGAAAGAUAUUGAACAGAUCAUCCAGAAUUAUGCCUUCUCAGACAGUAAAAUUGAUCUGACUUUCUCGACAGAAUUGACCAAUGAUGAACGCAAACAGAUCCAUCAGAUAGCCCAAAAAUAUGGUCUUAAGAGCAAAUCCCAUGGCCAGGGUCGUGAUAGAUACCUGGUGGUUAGCCGAAAGAGGCGCAAAGAAGAAUUGCUAGACCAGCUAAAGCAAGAUGGCCAAGUCGGACAUUAUGAACUCAUUAUGCCACAGGAGAAAUAAGCCCUGAGGGCCAUCCGUUUCUUCUGAGGAUGUCCAAACUGAGGCUGAAUUCUCCAUUAAACACAGCAAAGGCUGCAUAUUAUGUGAAAAAUGAUUAUAAACUAUUUUACUUGCUCAUUUAGUUUUUAAGCUUUAUUUUGAACACUAACUUUUAAAAUCAUAGUUCUUUCCAAAUAUAUGUAGUGCAAUCUGGAUAACUUUUGUACAGUUUACCUGUUUUAUGCAAUUUAUUGGAAAUGGCUUGUGGUAAUGGCAGAAAAUCAAGUCAGAAGGAAAGUUCAUACACCAUUUAAAAACAAAAGCAUGAGGACUUCCGGUUGAUCGCUACUCACGAACAGACGCAUCUCCUCCACUCUUCCGCACUGGGGGAGAACACAUUUGGUAGCGGAGCUAAGAAGGGGGGGACCAAGGCUACGGGAACCCCAAAGUCUUGGGAGGGGAUCCCGAGAUGAAAUGGAAUUGCUGUGGUGCAGAGAAGAGGACCCUUGAACGGCAGGGAGAGGGAGAACUUCUCGGGCACUAGAUCCAGUGAUCCUCUGCUGCCGAGAAGCCCAAGUACGCGGGUAUGUAAGAGGCUUUACUUCCAACAGACUGAAGCACACCUAACUGAUUAGCCUACACAAUCAAUGAAUUUGCUACCUAGUGAUUAAUAAAUGAAUUUAUGCAGUACAAUGUGCUUAGAAGAAAUGAAGGCUUUCCGGAAUUUUUUUUUUAUUUGACAAUAUGCUACAACGGAAUGAUUUGAGAUGAAGGACAUCUACUCCAUUAAAAAACCCAAAUUAUUUGUGCCUUAUUAUACUGAUGCUAUGAACACUUUAUGAAUUUAUAUAAAUAUUAGCGGUGCGACAGAGAUGCAGAGAGGAACAAACAGACAAAAAGAGAUAAAGAAAGAGACAUUCCCAACAAGGGGAAAAAAGAGACCAGCAAGAAGCAGAGAGACUCCGCAGAACAUACAUAAUUUCAUUUCAUUUUUAUAUAUCCUCGGUAGCUGACUAGGAAAAAAGGGGACAAAGCAACUAAGAAGAGGUAGUAAGGUCAGGAUUCUAUCCACCAGGCAACAAAAAAUAAGAAGCCGUUUGCAGCCUGUGGUGGUUGCACAAAGAUACACUGACGGCUGAGUGGUGGAGCGGCUUAUAAAGCCGGAAUUUGCCAAACAUCUAUCCACCCUCUCAAGAGUUACUGUGCAAGGCAGUCCCUAUUCCCAGUUUCCUCUUGUUGGUCACUGUGAAGUUUAGGCUGGACUGAUUGUGUAUUUGCUGACUUGCAGUCCGACAUCUUUUUUGCAUCACGAAACGGAAAUGAACUGGAUCAAGAGACACUGAAAGCUUAAAUUGAAAACGUAGACAAGUGAUUUUCCAAGGGCGACAUCUAUCGAACAAAAAUCUGCACCUCACCGACAUCUAAGACUGAACUUAUUGGAAGAGUGACACCCAGUGGCUGCUCAAGAGUACUACACUGUGCUUUUUCAAACUGAACGUGCUCCUCUGCUGUCUCUCUAUUACUCUAUUACCCUUACAUACUCCUCACUCUCAACCACAUUCCCCACUUGCCUCCAUUACCUCUUUCUCAGCUUAUUCUAUUUAUUAUAAUUCUCCUCUUCCUUCUCUUCUCUU
Messenger RNA from Podarcis raffonei (Aeolian wall lizard), 4508 nucleotides. RefSeq names its product NF-kappa-B-repressing factor-like. The transcript has 2 exons. Gene Ontology annotation, molecular function: nucleic acid binding. The record is from RefSeq and is a predicted model, not a curated record. Gene Ontology annotation, cellular component: nucleolus; nucleoplasm. Lineage: Eukaryota; Metazoa; Chordata; Lepidosauria; Squamata; Lacertidae. The coding region runs from base 877 to 2895 and encodes 672 amino acids.